CAACACGACAGUUCAGAAGAGAAGAAAGAAAAGUUUUCAAAUAUUGUUUGAGCAGUGAGUAACUGAAGGACGAUGGCAUCUGCUGAACAGCAUUGUGACACACAAGAUGAGCAGAAAGAAGACAAGCUGAAACACAAGGAUGUCCAGAUGAGCAGCAGAGAUCACAGUGAAGUCAGUGUUGAUCUGAAUGCUGAAACUGGAGGAACUGCAAAUGUUCCUGUACUCACUGGAAACACCUUCACAGCCCCAGUGAACAUCAUCUACAACACUGCAGGAAACGCGCCACAAAAAGCCUCAGAAAGACAGACGGAGAAGCACACAGUAGAUCAAGGCUUAACUGCAGAGGACAGUACAGCUGCUCUUCAUGAGAUCAGCCGCAGACUAAAGGACAAAUUAAAACAGGAGUAUGAACGAAUAUUGGUUGGUAAUUCUCAGACGGGUCAUCAGAAAUACCUGAACAAUAUUUACACUGAUCUAUAUGUGGUGGAGAAUGAGACUGGAGGAAUAGUGAGUGAGCACGAGGUGAGACAGAUCGAAUUCAAACAAUUUGAUGCCAAGGACACACCAAUCCAGUGCAAUAACAUUUUUAAAGUCUAUAAUGGUCAACGAAACAGAAGAGUGCUGACGAUGGGCAUCGCAGGGGUAGGAAAAACAGUCUCUGUCAGUAAAUUCAUCCUUGACUGGGCUGAAGGAACAGAAAAUCAGGAUAUUGCAUUAAUAUUUCCUCUUCCAUUCCGUAGACUGAAUUUGAACACAAAAAACUGCAGUCUAAUGGGACUGCUUCACAAAUACUUUAGUUAUCCUAAAGAACUGGCCUCUCUUCCUGAUGGUGACGGUAAAAUCAUGUUCAUCUUUGAUGGGCUGGAUGAAUGUCGCUUCCCUUUGAACUUUAAAAAUAAUGACGGAUUUACAGAUGUUCACAAAGAAACAACAGUGAGUGAGAUAGUUACAAGCCUGAUCAAGAGACAACUGGUUCCUUCUGCUCUCAUCUGGAUCACAACCAGACCAGCAGCAGGCAGUCUGAUACCCAGAGACUACAUUGAUCAGGUGACUGAAGUGCGAGGAUUUAAUGAUGAGCAGAAAGAGCAAUACUUCAACAAAAACAGUAGUCCUGAGGUUGCUGGAAACAUCAUCCGUCACAUCAGGAAAUCCAGGAGCCUGUACAUCAUGUGCCACAUCCCCGUCUUCUGCUGGAUCUCUCUCACUGUUCUUCAGCCUCUACUGGCUCGAGAGAGCAAUGACAAAACACCAACAACUCUCACAGGGAUGUACACAAGCUUCUUACUUACACAGCAGCAAAAGAUGAAAGCAAAAUACAGUGAUGAUCCUGAUCCUGAAGCCAAUGCCAGGUCUUUUGAUCAGAUUAUUCUGAAGCUUGGGAAACUGGCCUUCCAACAGCUGGAGAAAGGAAAUCUGAUUUUCUACAAAGAAGAUCUGGAGGAAUGUGGACUAGAUGUCAGUGAAGGGUCAGUGUUCUCUGGGUUAUGCACUCAAAUCUUUCAGGAGGAAAAAGCUGUUUCAGAAAGAAAUGUUUACAGCUUCGUACAUCUCAGCAUCCAGGAAUUCCUUGCUGCUCUCUAUGUGUUUUUGAUUAGCAAAGAUAAGAAAGCAAAGCUACUUUUUCAAUCCCUGAAAGAAAAACUGACAUGGAAACUGUCCGGAAGGACACUGUUUCAGCUUCAUAAGGCUGCGAUCAACAAGGCUUUACAAAGCGAGAAUGGACACUUGGACCUUUUCCUCCGGUUCUUCCUGGGUCUCUCUCUGGAAUCCAAUCAGAGUGACCUGAAGGAAUUAGUGCCACGACUGAAACUCAAAACAGAGAACAUGAAAAGCACUGCUGACUACAUCAAAAAGAAAAUAGAGCAGAAGAAAUCAGUGGAGAGAACCAUCAAUCUCUUCCACUGUCUAAAUGAAAUGAAAAAUGACUUUGUGGGGGAAAUCCAGAAGAACCUGAGCUCAGGAAAUCUUUCAGCACAGAAUCUCUCCUCUGCUCAGUGGUCUGGUCUGGUGUUUGUGCUCCUGAUGUCAGAAGAGACUCAAGAGAAGUUUGAACUGCAGAAAUACAGAAGAUCUGAUGAAGCAGUGACAAGACUCCUGCCAGUGAUCAAAAACACAAGAAAAGCACUGCUACAAUGCUGUAAUCUCACUGCUCAGUGCUGUAAGAGUUUGUCAUCAGUUCUACAAUCCUCAAACUCCUUCCUGAGAGAGCUGGACCUGAGUAACAAUGACCUACAGGAUUCUGGAGUAAAGCUUCUUUCUGAUGGACUGAAGAGUCCAAACUGUCAGCUGGAGAUACUGAGAUUUUCCAUAUGUCAUCUCACUGCUCAGUGUUGUGAAAGUUUGUCAUCAGUUCUACAAUCCUCAAACUCCUUCCUGAGAGAGCUGGACCUGAGUAACAAUGAUCUACAGGAUUCGGGAAUGAGGCUUCUUUCUGAUGGACUAAAAAGUCCAAACUGUCACCUGGAGAUACUGAGAUUUUCCAUAUGUCAUCUCACUGCUCAGUGUUGUGAGAGUUUGUCAUCAGUUCUACAAUCCUCAAACUCCUUCCUGAGAGAGCUGGACCUGAGUAACAAUGAUCUACAGGAUUCGGGAAUGAGGCUUCUUUCUGAUGGACUAAAAAGUCCAAACUGUCACCUGGAGAUACUGAGAUUUUCCAUAUGUCAUCUCACUGCUCAGUGUUGUGAGAGUUUGUCAUCAGUUCUACAAUCCUCAAACUCCUUCCUGAGAGAGCUGGACCUGAGUAACAAUGAUCUACAGGAUUCGGGAAUGAGGCUUCUUUCUGAUGGACUAAAAAGUCCAAACUGUCAGCUGGAGAUACUGAGAUUUUCCAUAUGUAAUCUCACUGCUCAGUGUUGUGAGAGUUUGUCAUCAGUUCUACAAUCCUCAAACUCCUUCCUGAGAGAGCUGGACCUGAGUAACAAUGACCUACAGGAUUCUGGAGUGAAGCUUGUUUCUGAUGGACUGAAGAGCCCAAACUGUCAGCUGGAGAUACUGAGAUUUUCCAUAUGUAAUCUCACUGCUCAGUGUUGUGAGAGUUUGUCAUCAGUUCUACAAUCCUCAAACUCCUUCCUGAGAGAGCUGGACCUGAGUAACAAUGACCUACAGGAUUCUGGAGUGAAGCUUCUUUCUGAUGGACUGAAGAGCCCAAACUGUCAGCUGGAGAUACUGAGGUUGUCUGGCUGUAUGGUGACAGAGGAAGGCUGUGGUUAUGUGUCUUCAGCUCUGAGUUCAAACCCCUCACACCUGAGAGAGCUGGACCUGAGCUACAAUCACCCAGGAGAUUCAUUCAUUGAUAAAUUCAACCAUCAAAACUGCACACUGGAUAAACUUAAUGUGGAUCAUGGGGGAGAGUUCAGGAUAACAGCAGGACUACACAAAUAUUCCCAUCGGAUCACUCUGGAUCUGAACACAGUGAAUAAACACCUCCGUCUGUCUGAGAGCAACACAGUGAUUACACGCACUGACACACCGCAGUCGUAUCCUGAUCAUCCAGACAGAUUUGAUUAUCAUCAUCAGGUGUUGUGUAGAGAGAGUGUGUGUGAUCGACGCUGUUACUGGGAGAUUGUGUGGAGUGGAGAUUAUGUGUGUAUAUCAGUGUCAUAUAAGAGCAUCAGCAGGAAGGGACGGGGUCAUGAGUGUCGGUUUGGAUAUAAUGCUCAGUCCUGCAGUUUGAUCUGCUCUUCUGUCGGUUACUCAUUCAGACACAAUAACAUAGAGACUGUUCUCCCUGUAGAGCCCAUCAAGAUCAGGAGAGCAGGAGUGAAUGAUGAUGAUGAUGAUGAUGAUCACUAUAGAGUAGGAGUGUAUGUGGAUCACAGUGCAGGAACUCUGUCCUUCUACAGCGUCUCUGGAGACACAAUGAUCCUCAUCCACACACUCCAGACCACAUUCACUCAACCGCUCUAUCCUGGGAUUGGUGUUGAAUAUGGAUCAGUGAAACUGUGUUGAUGAAUCAGAACAGACUGACGAGAGAUUCUACCCAUAAUGCUUUGAGCUCAUGAUGAAUCAGUGACAGUGAGAUGAUAUAGAGUCUCUUCAUUACAUUAAUACUGAAAUAUCAUGACACAAUAAAUGAGUGUGUGUGUGUGUGUGUGCGUGUGUGUGUGAGUGAGUGUGUGUGUGCGUGUGUGUGUGAGAGUGUGUGUGUGUGAGUGUGUGUGUGUGAGUGUGUGUGUGAGUGUGUGUGUGUGUGUGUGUGAGUGUGUGUGUGUGUGUGUGAGAGUGAGUGUGUGUGUGUGUGUGUUAAUGACUCAAAAUCACAUGAUUAAAUAAAUGUUGAAAUAUUGUAGUAAA
Ctenopharyngodon idella (grass carp) is the source of this 4293-nucleotide messenger RNA. Its product is annotated as NACHT, LRR and PYD domains-containing protein 12-like. The record is from RefSeq and is a predicted model, not a curated record. Lineage: Eukaryota; Metazoa; Chordata; Actinopteri; Cypriniformes; Xenocyprididae. The coding region runs from base 73 to 3948 and encodes 1291 amino acids. Gene Ontology annotation, molecular function: protein binding. The transcript has 14 exons.